CCUUCUCUCGUCCGUACCUCGAGCCGUGCUAUACAGCCGCACGAGCUCAUUUUGACAGCCAAUCACACACUCUGUCUCUAUAAUCGCACACUCGCAAAUCCCCCCCCUUCCAGGAUGGCUCAGUCAGACAGACCGACACCUGGCGUUCUGAGUCUGCGUCAAGCGAUCGAAGAGCGCGCACCAGACUCCAGCAAGGGCUCCUUGCUGGGCUGUUGGCUAGUGAGCGGAAGCGUGAGCGUGGCCAGAGCAAUAGCAAGCACUCAAAAGUUGGAUUUCAUCGUCAUCGAUGCAGAGCAUGCUCCAACGGACGUCAGACUGGUGGACGACUUGAUCAAGGCGAUCAGGCUCUGCUCGCUGGGACGCACUGCGGCACUGGUUCGAUUGCCAUCUCAAGCUGUAGAGUGGAUCAAAUGGGCAUUGGACGCGGGCGCAAACGGUAUCAUCGUCCCUCGCAUAGACAGCGUGCAAGAAGCUAGACAGCUCGUCUCCAACGCUCGAUAUCCGCCCAUCGGCGACAGAUCUUUCGGACCUUUUAGCGCGCCUCUGGCCAUACCUGCGGAUGCCGGAUCGACGACCAAAGGCGUCCUCGAGUAUUUCACGCAAGAAGCGCCCAACGUCGUUGUGCUGCCUCAGAUCGAAUCUAGAGGCGGUCUGGAGCACGUGGAUGAGAUCAUUGGCCUCGAGGGCAUCAGCGGCGCCUUUGUUGGUCCUGUGGACCUUCGACUCAGCAUCGGUCUGUCUCCGAUGCCCCCCGCACUGGACAAGUACGAGCCCACGUGGAGCGAAGCAAUUUCUCGCGUGAUGGAUGCCGCACGCAAGCACGGUAAAGUGGUCGGAACGGUCACCGACGGCACUCAGCAGAUGAUUGCAGAUAUUUCCAAGCUGGGAUUCAGGUUCAUCUCCACAUCUACCGAUCUUUUCGCCGUGGCUGAAUCAGUGGCUCUUUCAGCAACACAAGCCAGAGCGGCGAGCGUGUAACGCUUGCAAAAAGAAAAGUGACAUCCUAUUCAACGAUCGCAUGUGGCUCGCGCAAUGAGAGCGUAAUGUUGGAUACAUCGGGCGCAACUACGAUCUCGCCCUUUCCCAAAUCGCCUGCAGUGUCGAGCGGCCGCGUGGGAUGCAGCUGCCCAAUAUUGAAAUUUAGCAAAAUGUGCAUCAAGGCCAUCGGAAGGGCUUGAGUGGCCAAGUAGAUUCCGGGACAACCUCUGCGCCCAAAUCCGAAUGGCCACACAUCGUGCAGCAGAUCACCGACAGAUGCGGCAUUAUCCGCCUCCAACCAUCUCUCAGGCU
Messenger RNA from Ceraceosorus guamensis, 1290 nucleotides. RefSeq names its product Phosphoenolpyruvate/pyruvate domain-containing protein. Gene Ontology annotation, molecular function: aldehyde-lyase activity. The coding region runs from base 115 to 978 and encodes 287 amino acids. The transcript is spliced from 2 exons. Gene Ontology annotation, cellular component: cytoplasm. The record is from RefSeq and is a predicted model, not a curated record. Lineage: Eukaryota; Fungi; Basidiomycota; Exobasidiomycetes; Ceraceosorales; Ceraceosoraceae.